UAAAUUGUUCCCCUUUUCACAUUGUUUCAGUCUAGAUUCUGAUUGGUUUUUGAAAUAAAUUUUAAUAUUUAACCAGAACCAAUUCUACGCUGCUGAGUUUAUUUAUUUAUCUAUAUCCUAGCUGCUAGAUAAUAUCACUUCUGUUUUCCCAACAGACUCCGAAUACAAAACAGAUUCUAUCUUUAAUUCUCUCAAUUAACAAGUACAGAUUAUAUUUUAUCUUACUGUCGCAGUUAAGUAAGUAAACAUGCUUCAUCGAUAUAUGCUGGCGUUUAUCUACUUUAUAUUCUUCAUAUAUAUUCAUCAUAUCAAUGCUAAUGAUGACAACGUUGUAUCCUUUAAAGAAAUGCCUACCAGACUAUCUCCAGUAUUGAGAAAUCAUAUAAUGAAACGUAAUUACUUAUGGGAUGCACGUUUGGGUAAGCGUUCAAUGAAUACUAUGAAUCGUGAUUCAUUACCAUGGUAUAAAUCUAUGCGCGAUCCAUAUCCCAAUGAUGAUAAUUAUUUCGGAGGUUAUCCUGGUCAUGAUGACUGACUGACAAAGAAAAAGACGAGAAAAACAAAGAUGACAUCUGAUUGGCCUGAACAUUGAAUAUUUUCAGUUUUUAUUUUGAUGUAUUGUAUUUUUUCUUUCUGUUCACAUGGUAACAUGUAAGAACCUGACGAUACCUAUAGUUUAAACUUAUGAAACCAAUAAUAAUAAUAAAAAAGUGUUAUAAUUCCAUAUGUUUUAAAUAUUUCUAUAAAAUAUAACUGCAAGUGACAG
Messenger RNA from Trichobilharzia regenti, 766 nucleotides. Lineage: Eukaryota; Metazoa; Platyhelminthes; Trematoda; Strigeidida; Schistosomatidae. The record is from the annotation of a GenBank genome assembly.